AAGAGAGGGAGAAAGUAAAAGAGAAAGUUAAAUCGAAUACUGUUGAAAAACAAGAACCCAGGCGUUCUCAUCUUUGUCUCUCCGUUUUCUGCCAUUUCUCCCAGUCCGCCCAGCGAGGAAGAGAUUGAAGAAGAAUCAAGAUUAAUACAAUGACCACACAGCAGGAAGGAAAAUGCUACGACCCCAACGACACCACUCUGAAAUUUGUCAAUAGAAGGGAUGAUUUGGAUCCCUUAGGUGACGACGACGGGACCCUGAGGGCAGAGAUGAGCUGUGGUCAUGCCGUCACCCCAGAGUCUUUGACCGGAUGGUGUCGCAGUCUUCUGGAUCAGGGCCAGUACAAGUUCCUGUGUCCUGCGCUGAAGGAGGGCACAUUAAAGAAGUGUGGUGCACAGUGGACAUACCAGGAAGUGCGUAGACUGGCUGUCUUGACAACUGAAGAGAUGGAGCACUUUGAAGAGACCCUGGCCUGCCUGGCUGCUGCAACUUACUGUGAAUUCAAGGCAUGUCCUAGCUGCCAGACCUGUCUUGAGAGAAAGGAUAUCUCCAACUUGAAUGUCUGCUGCACCAUAUGUACAGCCGACAAACAGAAGACCUAUGAGUUCUGCUGGCAGUGCCUCAAAAAAUGGAAAGGUUCAGGCCCUCGUUCUGACCGCUGUGACAAUGAAGGCUGCACCAACCAUGACCUGGAGCUGCUCAAGAACUGCAAGUCCACAUCUCUAAAUCAGGUCCAGGGAGUCACCAACUGCCCCUCCAUUCGUGCCUGUCCAACCUGUGGCCAGAAAGUGGAGCAUGACAAGUUAGGCUGUAAAAACAUAAUUUGUCCCCGCUGUCAGGUGGAAUUCUGCUUUGUGUGUAUCAAGCUCACUCCUGAGUGCUUGAAGACCAGUUCCUAUUUCAUACCCUGCUCUGAUGGUGUGGCUCCUAGGCAGACAACCAUACCUGUAUGGCAAAGGCGUUGAGUAAUUCUCAAUGAAUUUGACAUUUCUUUGUACAGAUUACAUAUAUACAUGUUCUACAGGCUUUUGAUUUGGGUAGCUUGUACCACACACACAAAAAUAUUACGAAUUAAAUUCACUGUAUAUUCAUGUUUCUUGUUUCAGUUGGUCAAUGUUUCUCUUAAGAAUAAUUGUGGAAUGAUUUGUUCUGAUAAUAUCCUUAUGCUCUGUGCUGUUAAAUAAAGACAAAAACAAA
Molecule: messenger RNA, 1194 nt
Organism: Hypomesus transpacificus
Lineage: Eukaryota; Metazoa; Chordata; Actinopteri; Osmeriformes; Osmeridae
Product: probable E3 ubiquitin-protein ligase ARI5
Exons: 4
Coding region: 150-962 (270 amino acids)
Source: RefSeq, a predicted model, not a curated record